Messenger RNA from Copidosoma floridanum, 3039 nucleotides. Its product is annotated as dymeclin. Lineage: Eukaryota; Metazoa; Arthropoda; Insecta; Hymenoptera; Encyrtidae. Gene Ontology annotation, cellular component: Golgi apparatus. Gene Ontology annotation, biological process: Golgi organization. The record is from RefSeq and is a predicted model, not a curated record.
UACUGCUGCCAGUGCAGUAGGUCUACCGACCUAUACGGUAUAGGCUAUACCUAUACAAUAAUAAGGUGAAAAUAUAAGUACAGCUCGCGAACACGAUUUACGCGACAACGACGUGGCAACGGAGUCAACCCCGAGACUUGUGCCGUGUCUUAUACCUAACACUUGAAGUUUAGUUUAAUCGAAAUUAAUUGCUCAAGUGCAAAAUUAAAUAUAGCACCAAAGUUCCGAACGACCAGACUUACAUAUUUUCUUAUGCGUACAGUGGGCUGUGUCUUCCGCGAUUAUUUGUCGCAACUUCGUGCUUGGCACUUAUUGACGUGCCUCUUUUUUGAUGGUUCGCUUUAUUGACCACGUAUAUGUGAUAUAAAAGGAGCUACUGACUGUUCUUAUUAUUUUGGAUCUAGACAGAUACUUUUUUUUACAAUAAGAAGCCAUGGGUUCCUCUCCGAGCAGACUUGAGGAUUUAUCAAAAAAUACACAUUUGGAGAGGUUCUGCAGUAAGGAUUCGAUACCCCUGGAUGAUCCAUUCUGGGGUAGAUUCCUCUCUUACAACAUGAGACCACCUCUGACUAGAAACGAUCAAAUCGAGCUGGACUCGCGUUUAGAUUUGUGCUGUCAAAAGUUGUUAGUUAAUAAUCAAUCUUCAGGAAAUAUUGGAUCGUUGAUUCAGAUCUCUUUACUCCGGGUUCAUGAUCUUCUCACAAUGUCUGACUCUGAAAAUAUAAUGUCUGCUUGGCAAACGUACAAUGCACUGUUUGCUGUGAGGUGUAUUUUGAAGUAUUUGAUCGAGACUGUGGGAGAGGAAGAAAUGGUUAAGCACGUAGAAGUACAGCUAACUGGUGAAAACAUCAACAGUCUACUACCUGUUCGCUUGCAAUCUUUUUUUGGAGCUCUAGUAAAAGUAAUCGUAGAUGUGCCACUUUGCGAGUUCACUUAUCUCGUUCAUCUUGAAGCUAUUAAUUGCCUAUUGGUGCUGCUAUCGGUACAACUUUUUUCGCAAACUGCAGCAGAAUACAGUACAGUUUAUCGAAUCGUGAUGGACGAAGAAUUAAGUGGGCAUGCUCCGGUAAUGGUUUGUACAUUGUUGAAUAAUUUUGCUGAACAAGCCCAUGCUCCACCAGGCCUUUUAACUCCUCAGCCAGGCUCCAGUAUUGUUCUUAGUAUUGCAGCGGGGCUGUGGAAUGUGAUUACUAUGGGUAUGGGGAAUAGUUCAAAAAAUGUUCAAGUUGCACACGGUGGAAUUGUGGAAGAUGUAGAAAAAAAAAGAGAUACAGAAACACCAUUAGCUAGUCAAUCAUUAUUACUUUUGUUAGUUCUCACAAAUCAUUGGACAGCAUCGUCAAAUCCUUAUAGGGAUGCACUUUUUGAAUUUUCAAACGUUAAAGAUGACUGUGAGAUGUUCUGUAAAGCACAAUGCUCAUUUAAAUUUAACGUCGAUAAAUUGUACAAUACGAUUUGUAAAGUACCAAACUCUGAUGAGGUAACUCUUUUAUUAUACAUGUUACUUCACAGAAAUCCUAACGUAAAGCAACACAUAAUGCAAAGGCCUGAUGUACAACUAUUAGUGAUUCCUAUUUUGAGAAUACUCUAUCAUGCUCCAGAAAACACUUCGCAUCAUAUUUACAUGUCUUUGAUUAUUCUUUUGAUUUUGAGCGAAGAUGAGACGUUCAAUAAAAUGGUUCAUGAUGCGAUGUUGAAAGGAAUCACGUGGUACACUGAAAGAUCUAUAAGCGAAAUUUCCUUGGGUGGUUUGUUGAUUCUUGUUGUGAUCAGAACUAUACAAUAUAAUAUGUUAAAAAUGAGGGACCGAUAUCUGCAUACGAAUUGCUUGGCUGCUUUGGCAAACAUGUCGAGCCAGUUUAGGGCAUUGCAUCCUUACGUUAGCCAACGUUUGAUAAGCUUAUUUGAGACGUUAGCAAAAAAACACGCUAAACUUGAAGCUACGAUCAGAACCCAGUCUUCCACGUCAACAUCCACUACAGUAAAUGUUGCUGUUAAUGGUAGUGUGGCAAACAGCGAUCUGGAUUUGACAGUAUUGGAGGAAGUUUUACGGAUGGUUUUAGAAAUCAUAAACAGUACUUUAACACAUCAGUUGGCCUACAAUCCUAAUUUAAUUUAUACUCUACUCUACAAGAAAGACAUAUUCCAACAGUUUAGGACGCAUACAGCGUUUCAAGAUAUAGUACAAAACAUCGAUUCGGUAAUUACUUUUUUCUCGGAAAUGCUUGAGCAGAAAGAACAUUCUCAACUUGGUGUUAGUCAAGUACUAGCAACAAUACAGCAAGGUACAAGUCAGUGGCAGAAAGAUCGUUUGAGGAUAUUCCCAGAGCUCAAAUUCAAGUACGUUGAGGAAGAACAGCCCGAGGAAUUCUUUAUUCCAUACGUCUGGAGCAUUGUAUGUCAGAGUGCAUUGCUUCACUGGAAUGCAGAAAAUAUAAAGCUAUUCCUACCGAGUCAAAGCGAGCAAACGACAAUUGUAGUUUGCUGAUACGAAAAUUAAUUACAGAUCGUUAAAUUUGUUAAACGCUAAAACGUUUGCGGUAUUCACUUAAUCACGACUGAAGUUUAUUAUUUAAUUAAAUUGUACAUUUUUUUAUCUAAUCAAACGAAUAUAUUACAUAUAAAAUUGAAAAGCAUGAACAAAUUUCAUACUUAAAAAACCAACAUGCAAACUGAUAAAAUUCUAUAAACUCAAGUGAAAGAAAGACUUUAUUAUCAACUCCUAUUUAUCAGAAGCUUAUGAUAACUUAUUACUUAGGUUUGGCCGACAAAGUAAAAAUACUUACCUUUUGUAAGCGCAAAAUUUUAUCAAACGCGAGUAUUUACCGUGGAAUCAUAAAUAACGUAAAUUGGUGAAUGAUUAUUUGCUUAUUUAUUUUUAUCAGUAGAAAAAUUGUAAAUAAUUUUCUAACUAUAAGCUGUGCUAAAACAUACCAUGUUACAGACUUUAUGUUAUUUAAUGUAAGAGUAAUUCACGAUUACACCGCGUCUGUACAUAAUUACAGCUGUUUUGAGAAUAAGUAUUAUAUAAUAAAUUUA